CUUUGCACACGUUUUGAGAUGACGAGAUUUUCUCAACUGCAGUGGCCCGGCCAUUACUUCGCGGUAAUGCAUUCGAAGUCCCGAUCCAAAGGGCCGGGUCCAAUUCCUUCAUGAGUUUGAAAUAUCUCUCCCAACCUCAAACAACAUUGGUCACUCAACUUGCGAAUCUCCAACUCUCUGGACGGGAGAGGGGUGACUGAUAAACAACUGAGACCGUACUGGACCACUGAUACCGUCUGAUCUUGGCAAGAUCAUCGACUUAUCAAAUCCUCCGCCCCCUCGCGUUCACCUGUUCUCCAAAGCCCGUCGCCGCAAUGUCACGAUACCGAGCUUACGACAAGGACGGCGAUGACGUUCCUGUCAUCGAAGACGCGCGCGUCGGCCGCGCAGGCUUUGCUGAUGAUUCUACUUCAGCGGACGCCGACUUUGCAGCCAUUGACCCGCACAGUGGCGUCAAGCGAGGCCUCAAGACCCGGCACCUCAGCAUGAUGGCUCUGGCGGGCAUCAUCGGGCCGGGUCUCCUGAUCGGCGCGGGAGGCGCGCUCUCCAACGGCGGGCCCGCUGCCCUACUCAUCGGGUUCGGCGUUAUUGGUAUCAUUGCGUUCAGCAUUAUGCAGAGCUUGGGCGAGUUGACCACGUUGUAUCCCAGCGGAGGUGCGUUCACCGGGCUGGCAGAUCGGUUUGUCGACAAGGCGUUUGGUGUUGCGCUGGGUUGGAAUUACUAUAUCAUCUGGAUGUGUGUCUUGGCCAAUGAGUAUAACGUGUUGUCGAGCAUUUUUGUCUUUUGGAGCGACAAGGUGCCCCUGUGGGGCUAUUUCUUGAUCUUCUGGACACUCUUCCUUGGUUUCCAACUGCUCGGAGUCGAGGCUUUUGGCGAAGCUGAGUUCUGGUUAGCUCUACUGAAGCUGAUUGGCUUGGUCGCGUACUUUCUCUUCUCCAUAGUAUACGCUGCUGGUGGAAUUCCUGGACAAGAAGCCCUUGGGUUCAAAUAUUGGCGUGACCCUGGUGCCUUCACCGAUGGCUUCCGUGGCACCGCCAAAGUCUUCGUUUUCUGCUCCACAUUCUACGCCGGUGUGGAGUCUGUCGCCGUUGCCGCCACCGAGACGAAGAACCCGCGUGUCGCCGUCCCGCUCGCGAUUCGCCAAGUGUUCUGGCGCAUCAUCUUUAUCUACAUGGGCUCUGCCUUCUUCUUCGGUCUGACAUGCCCCGCCAACGCGGACGAGCUCGUCAACGGGGGCUCCCGUGCCGUGAAGAGUCCCAUGACGGUGGCUAUCCAGAACGCCGGCUGGGAAGGGGGCGUGCACUUGAUCAACGCCUUCAUCUUCGUUACGUGUUUAUCAGCGUGCAACUCGUCCAUCUACAUCGGAUCCCGCACCCUUCUUUACAUGGGACAGGAUAAGAAGGCCCCUAAGAUCUUGGGCAGGACGGAUAGCCGCGGUGUGCCUAUUCCGGCCAUCGUGUUCACCAAUCUAUGUGGCGCGCUGUCCAUGAUGAACAUCAGCACAGGCGCCAGCAAGGCGUACUCGUACAUCGUCAAUCUCAGCGGUGUCUCGACUUUCCUCGUCUGGGGUUCCAUUUCUUUCAUCCACAUCCGAUUCAGACAAGCGUGGAAGGCCCAGGGCCACGCGGAAAGUUCACUACCAUUCAUCUCGUUGUGGUAUCCGUGGAAUGCCUACUUUGGUUUGGGGGCAAACAUCUUCUUGGCUGUUGUGCAGGGUUGGACCACCCUUGCCCCAUUCGAUGCUGGAUCAUUCGUCGAUGCUUACAUCUUAUUACCCUUGUUUCCCAUCAUUUGGUUUGGAUACAAGUUCUGGUUUAAGACGCAUUUCUGGAGGGUGGGUGAGAUUGAUCUAAUGUCCGGUCGCCGACGCGACCUGGACGAGUCACAGGAAAUCGAGACUGGAGAACAUGAUUUGGACAGACUACCUUGGUGGAGGCGGUUACUCAAGAGCUUUUGAAGUCAUCAGAUGGAUAAUGGACUUUGGGAUCAGCCUAAAGAAUACUUUAGUCGCUUCGAGAAAUUGGCCGUAUUUAGUUAGGCACUGUCCGCUGAAAGAAAUGCUGUGCCCUUUGCAAUGAUCUUCAAGACCCCGGUGGGAUGAGGAAUGCAGUCAGAACAACAGUAGGCUCUCGCAUAGCCAACUCGUUUUGGAUCUGCGGAUUGGUUCGUCGAACUUAUGUGAGCCG
Molecule: messenger RNA, 2187 nt
Organism: Colletotrichum acutatum
Lineage: Eukaryota; Fungi; Ascomycota; Sordariomycetes; Glomerellales; Glomerellaceae
Product: amino acid permease
Exons: 3
Coding region: 315-1958 (547 amino acids)
Biological process (GO): amino acid transmembrane transport
Cellular component (GO): membrane
Molecular function (GO): amino acid transmembrane transporter activity
Source: RefSeq, a predicted model, not a curated record